This is a messenger RNA of Acaulospora colombiana, 1305 nucleotides long. NCBI's taxonomy places the organism in Eukaryota, Fungi, Glomeromycota, Glomeromycetes, Diversisporales, Acaulosporaceae. The record is from the annotation of a GenBank genome assembly.
AUGGUCGAUCACAAGAAUAACGAGAAAGCCUCCAUUGAUUUAGACAUGGAACACCAGCAUCGAGAGUCUCGGAAGAAUAUUGGAUUCGGAGGGACUAUGUGGUUGGCCUUCCAGUCAAUCGGAGUCAUCUAUGGUGACAUUGGUACUUCACCUUUGUAUGUGUAUACCGGUAUUUUUCCGGAUCCUACGAAACCACCAUCUGCCGAAGACACCCUCGGCGCCUUGUCUUUGAUUAUCUGGUCCUUGACCAUAGUACCGUUGCUCAAAUAUGUCUUUAUCAUUUUGAGGGCUGACGAUCAUGGCGAAGGUGGUACCUUCGCUCUGUACUCGUUGUUAAGUCGAUACUCGGGAUUAUCUAUUCGAGGUGAAAACCGCAUUGAUGAUUUAACAAUUACGAAUUAUGAUGCAAUUUCGGUACAAAGUGCUACCAAGGAACAGCCAAAUUUUAUAAAGCGCAGUAGAUUGUUGCAAAGAAUCUUGAUUGUCGUCGUUUUAUUCGGAACUUCCUUGGUAAUAAGCGAUGGGUUGCUCACACCUGCCAUAUCUGUAAUUUCCGCUGUCGAAGGCAUUGCAAUUCCGGCACCGGUCAAACGAUGCAAUACCCUUCCUCAAAAUAUUUCUCGAAAUAGUGCCAUAUUGAUUGUAUUAUUCUUGGGACAACGUCUCGGAACGCAAAGAGUUGGCGUUCUCUUUGCACCUAUUGUCAGCCUUUGGUUCAUUUCCCUUGCCUCGAUCGGAAUAUGGAACAUUUCGAAAUAUCCAUCCGUAUUGAAAGCCUACAAUCCUUAUUACGCCAUUGAUUACUUCAUUAGGAAUGGCAGUGAUAGUUUCCAAGUUCUUGGUGGUGUUCUUUUAGCCAUCACUGGUGUUGAGGCUAUGUUUGCCGAUUUGGGCCAUUUCAAUCGCACUGCUAUUCAGAUUUCCUUCCCAUGUUUCACCUAUCCACCCUUGAUAUUGGCAUAUUGUGGACAAGCAGCCCGUCUUACCUUAGAUCCCACGAUAAUUUCUAACACCUUUUGGAAUAGUUUGCCUGACAUCAAUGGACCAACGUAUUGGAUUUCAUUUGUCCUGGCUACUCUCGCCACCAUUAUCGCCUCUCAAGCUAUGAUUUCGGCCACCUUCUCGUUACUUCAUCAAGCAAUGCAAUUGGACUGUUUUCCCAGAGUUAAGGUUAUACACACUUCCGAGAAAGUCGCGGGUCAAAUUUAUGUUCCGGAGAUCAAUUACCUCCUAAUGAUUGGAAUUGUGCUUGUUGUCAUUGUAGCUCAGACUGCUGCAAAUCUAACCAUAGCUUAUGGUGAGUAA